GAAGAAAAGUGGAACGAGUGUUUUUUUUUUUUUACUUUAUCUGUCUUCAUUUUAGAAAAAAAAUGAAGUUUGUCUCAAAUUUGUUCUCAGUGCUCAUGUAUUUACUCGUGUAUGGUUUUUUCAGUUUUGAUACAGACGGAGUGUCAGUGAUGGAGGGAGAUUCAGUCACUCUACACACUGGUGUUCAAAUGAAACAAGAAGAAAAGAUUAGAUGGUAUUUUAAUCAAACUGCAAUAGCUAGAAUCUCAGGAGAUUUCAGUGAUAUCUGUACAGAUGUUCAGUAUAAAGAGAGAUUCAGAGACAGACUGAAGCUGGAUCAUCAGACUGGAUCUCUAACCAUCAUGAACACCAGAACCACAGACUCUGGACUUUAUGAUCUACUGAUCAACAGUGCUCACCGCCGCAGCAGCAAUAACAAGAUCUUCAUCGCUGCUGUUCAUGGUGUUUCUGCUGAUGAACGACAUAAAAUGAAGACAAAGUCAGUGAAGGAGGGAAAAUCUGUUACUUUAGACACUCAUGUAACGAAAAACCCAAAUAAUUCGAUAAAAUGGUAUUUUAAUGGCAUUCUCAUUGCUGAAAUCACUAGAUAUCAGAAUAAGAUCUGUACAGAUGUUCAGUGUAAUGAAGGUACUCAGAGACUCAGAGACAGACUGAAGCUGGAUCAUCAGACUGGAUCUCUGACCAUCACAAACAUCAGAACCACAGACUCUGGACUUUAUAAACUACAGAUCAGGAGCAGCAGAUUCACCAUCGUGAGGAGCUUCAGUGUUUCUGCUUCUAGUGUGGUGUCAAAGAAGAAAGGAGAUUCAGUCACUCUACACAAUGAUGUUAAAACAAACCAACAGGAAGAGAUUAGAUGGUAUUUUAAUGACAUCGUCAUCGCUAAAAUCACUGGCGAUCUCAGUAAGAUCUGCACUAAUGUCCGGUGUAAAGAGAAAUUCAAAGACAGACUGAAGCUGGAAGAGUUUGGCUCUCUAGCCAUCAUGAACAUCACAGCUGAAGAUGCUGGAGAAUAUAAACUAAAGAUCAGUGACAGCCUCGUAGAGAUCUUCAGUGUUUCUGUCGCUAGUUAUUCUGUUGAUUCAGGCAAAGUAUCAGUGAAGGAGGGAUAUUCAGUCACUUUACACACUGAUGUUGAAACAAACCAACAAGAAAAGAUUAGAUGGUGUUUUAAUGACAUUAUCAUCGCUGUAAUCAGUGGAGAUCUCAGUUCUAUCUGUACAGAUGUUCAGUGUAAUAAUAAAGAUGGUACUGAGAGAUUCAGAGACAGACUGAAGCUGGAUCAUCAGACUGGAUCUCUGACCAUCAGAGACAUCAGAACCACAGACUCUGGAGAUUAUACACUACAGAUCAGGAGCAGCAGCAUCCAGAGGAAUGUCAGUGUUACUGUCACUGGUGUUUCUGCUGCUGAACGAGAUGAAAUGAAGACAAAGUCAGUGAAGGAGGGAGAAUCUGUUACUUUAGACACUUAUGUAAUAAACAAACCAGACAAUUUAAUGUGGCAUUUUAAUGAAACUCGCAUCGCUGUAAUCACUGGAGAUCAGAGUAAAAUCUGUACAGAUGUUCAGUGUGAAUAUUCAGAAGAGAGAUUCAGAGACAGACUGAAGCUGGACAAUCAGACUGGAUCUCUGACCAUCACAAACACCAGUACCACAGACUCUGGACUUUAUAAACUACAGAUCAUCACCAACAGUUCAAUCCGCGUCACCAGUGUAAAGAGCUUCAAUGUUACUGUCACUACUCACCGAACAGGAAUAUAUUCUGCUGUUUCUGCUGUUUUGGUGUUCUUGGUUGCAUCUGCUGGUUUAAUUUACUCUUGCAAGUGCAAUUCAAGAAGGCAAUACAUCAUAACGCAGCAAAGUCAUCAGGCAAACGGUGUUGAAGACUCAUCCUCAGAUUUGAUUGACCCUGUAGAGACAAACACUCCUCAUGAAUCGUCAUCAAAUCAGACUGAGUCUGAGGCACCCAGUGAGACAUUAACAUAACCCUGUUUUUUAUUUUGAUAUUUUGAUUGAAAAGAAACAUGGAGAGGAGUUGUGAAACGAGAGAAGUGGAUAAAGCUAUCAUUACUCAAAGAGAAAUAGCUUAUUAUAGAUAUAUCUUAUUAUAUUACAGAUUUAGAUUUCAGCAGUCGGUACAAUACCAGUGUAAGGUCCACGCACUCUGUCCAAGGAAGGUAUCCGGUGUUGGCUGAAGGUUUCUUGCGAGUUCGGUCUUUUCAGCGCGCAAAGUUAUUCAAUUUAUAUCCAAUUCUAAUAUGACUCCAUUUUAAUAUUUCAUCUGACUCCAUUUUAGUAUGACCUCGAAUUUAGGUUGAAAGGCAAAUUGGUUGAUUGUCUGUCUCUAAUUAUUAUUAUUAUUAUUAUUCUGACAUUGGAUUAU
Messenger RNA from Cyprinus carpio (common carp), 2382 nucleotides. Its product is annotated as titin-like. The record is from RefSeq and is a predicted model, not a curated record. Lineage: Eukaryota; Metazoa; Chordata; Actinopteri; Cypriniformes; Cyprinidae.